AUGUCUCCAGGCAUGUCCUUGACAAUCCCGUAUGAGCCUGCAAGCGGUCCAAAGAGAACAAGCUUGGGAAGCGAUGUCCAGCAGAUGGUGAGGCAGAAAGGUCCGUUCCAUACCAUUACGGAAGACAGACUACUGGAGGAAUUCAACGCGCCUCAAGAUGAAGAUGUUGAUUCUGAGCAGGAGGAUGAAACCUCUGUGGAAGGGCACCAGGCAACGCUGGAGAGGCUGUUCAAGGUCAAAAUGGAAAUGUUGCAGCAGAUUGGCCAGGUUCAACAGGAGUUGUUGACAUUAAUUGAUGGAAUGUCUCUUGUCGUAGCUGCUAAUUCAAGAUUGGGCCGCUCUGCCAUGUCUCCAGCAUUGAGAGACGCAGUGCCUGUUGGUUCUGGAGCCACAAGGAAGAUUGAGCGGAAGAGGGUGCCGAAGGAGGUGGUUUCCAAGUUGAUGGACGUAUCUACCAUUUACCGCGCCCAGGCACUCGAAUCUGCAUCUCAAAGUCUCUCGAAGGCGGCAGACCGUCUGGAGACAGAAGCACAACGCCAGGCCAAGUAUUGGCAGCAGUUGGCCAGCCUCAGAGCUAGAGGCUGGCCUAUCAGUCGACUUCCCAACAACAACCGUGUCCUGGUUGUGCAUUUCGGUACUGCUGAAUCAGGGCCUACAUAUCUCAACAGAGGCAUCGUCAUGCUUCAUCAAGACGCAGAAGGUAAUCUAGUCCUUCCUGGUCAGCUUGAGGCUCGCACCCAAAAGGUGUUGUCAGUCACUAUCUAUCGGAAGAAUAUCGUUACAGAGAAAGACUUGCUACAUACUCGAGAGUCAUUGUUCCAGGAUGAGCUGUUCACUGAAGCAGCCAAGGAAGCUCGGCUUAUUGCGAACAUGGACGUAAAGAGUCGCUCCUCUUCAAUCGAUCUACAGCUCUCGGCAGACUGCUCCGUCAACAUAUCCUACACGACCAGACCAGAAGAUCUUCAGCACGAUUCGCAGGCAGACCGUGACUUGGCAUGUCUAGUCGCGUAUGGUCUGCGGUUAAUGCUCGUUACGGAGCACGAACACAGGCACAUACAACGUUCACAACAAAAGCCUCCGCCGUUGGCUCCAGGCUCGCGUCCUGCUCCCGAGUACGCCCUACUACGACCAAUCUUCGCACAACUUCGUCACCACGACAGGCUAUCGGGCCUAUUGGCCACCGUUCGUGCCUAUCAAGUAUCGCUCAAGGUUGCAGGACUUAAUCUAUCUUUUGACAUAGAGACACAAAAUGCUAUCGAAGGCUAUCAAUUGAAUCUGCACGCUCUUCGCAGGAUGGUGGCCACUGAGCUCAAGGUCUCGCUACCGUCCGGCAAGUUCUUGACCAUCAAGAUAGAGACACAUCUUGCCCCGCCGCUGUUCGGCACACAGUAUUCUUCAACGACAUACGAAAGCAUUUGCGGACCCAGAUCGUGUGCUCAGACAUCGUCUAUGGGUGACAUGACAGGUUUUCUGGAAGAUGUCCUCGCAAAGGAUGUUGUUUCUAUGCUUUUGGAUGAGCAGCGAGCUGGAUCCUGGCAGGUAUACCGCGAUUGUCCUCUCGUGCUGAGCAUUGCAGGGCGGCAGCAGACUACGACCACAAUCUUUGUGACUUGUGGCCAAGGCAGAUUAGCUCUGUCACGGCUGCAAAGAGGCAGCACGUCCAAAGAAAGGGUACAAUGGGAUCAGCACGGUGCUCAUUUCAUAGGUGAAGACCGAAAAGGAGAAGAUGUGGAGCCAACCUUGAUAGAUAUAGCCGCUUCUUGGGCUUCAAGAUCGUGA
This is a messenger RNA of Lithohypha guttulata, 1779 nucleotides long. RefSeq names its product RNA polymerase II mediator complex subunit (gene SRB4). The transcript has 3 exons. Gene Ontology annotation, molecular function: transcription coregulator activity. Gene Ontology annotation, biological process: regulation of transcription by RNA polymerase II. NCBI's taxonomy places the organism in Eukaryota, Fungi, Ascomycota, Eurotiomycetes, Chaetothyriales, Trichomeriaceae. Gene Ontology annotation, cellular component: mediator complex; core mediator complex. The record is from RefSeq and is a predicted model, not a curated record. Bases 1 to 1779 code for a protein of 592 amino acids.